CGAGUUAUCGCAGUUUGAAUGAAAAAUGUGGCGUCGGCGUUAAAAAGAUUCUCCUGACUCUUCUCACGCCUCUGAGACUGCGCGUUAGACUAGAAGCAUAGAAACGAUUUGGAGGUUAGGGGACAGCUGGAUUGGCUGGAUUCACACGAGUCGAAUUCGAGAACUAUAGCAAAAAAUCCAGUGGCAAUUAUGUGCGUCGGCUCUGUUGAUUGAUCGGUUCAUUUAUAACCUUUUUGUAUUUUAAUACGCCCUGUGAUAUUUGCUACAACGGAGAUAUAAAUAAUUGUACAGUUACAAAUGCUGUUAAAUAGAUAGAAAAAAUGUAUGCAAUGAAGAAAAAUCUUGAAUAGUCCAUGAGAUGCAUAAUAUAUAUAUGGUCGAAGCGGAUUCACGUGUCAACAUGAAUUGAACGAAAACUGUAAAUAUUAAUAAUCAAAGAUUAGUUAGAACGUAUCGUCAGAAUGAAUCUGUGUAUACGUCGAAUACCGUUGCUACAGGUAAUUCGAAACGCGUCUAACAUAACUGCCAUUUAUAAGAAAAAAGAGUUCUUCGACUUCUGUGGUGCCUGGAAAGAAAAAUUUUCUGAGGUGCUGGUCCAGCCUGAUAACGUGCCGAAAGAAACGUGGGAAAACAUGAGGAGAUACGUGAUGGACUCUGAAUUCAAACCAUUGAUCGUGGACACUUUUGUUCUACAGAUGUGUAUAAAUGAAAAAUAUCCUCAGGCUGGUAUCUCUUAUUACAAAUUCUUAGAAAGCAACAAUUACAAGCCUUCUGUGUCCACUCUGAGCACGUAUUUAAAAUUAUACGGCAUGAGGGAUGAUCCGCUCACAAAAGGGGAAAAGGAACAUGUCCUCAGCAUAUGCAAAAACAUUUCGAACACAUAUACUUCACUGAACUCAGAGCUUGCCAACGUCCUCGUGAGAUGCCUGUGCCAAGUAGGCGAAUGGCAGGAAGCUGUUAAAAUCAUAGAAAACUAUAAAGAAAAUCAUUUGCACAUACGUGAUGCCGUCAGCAAUUUGAUUUCGUAUUUCUAUGAGAACGGGAAGGAAGACUUGGGACGUAAAUAUUUGGUCGCUUCGCUAAAAACAAGUCUGGGGCCUUCGAAGUUCGCGUACGAUUCGUAUUUGAAACAUUGCUUGAAAGAGAAGGACAAGUUCAACGAAAGGAUAGAAAACUUGUUUAUAUUAUGGAACAAGUAUGGCCUUAAACCUGUCCAGAGGGUCGUAUUAGAAAUUUCGAAUGCUUGCAAUCAAUCCGGCUGGUCGGUCGUGCCAACGACAAUCUCAAGGUCUACUUGCGCUGUAUGUAAACAACUUUUGGCCAGAAACGAUUUAAACGACGAGGAAUAUGAACGUUUACGUCAGGUUACGUUAAAGAAACUGAUUUCUGAGGGUAUGUAUUACGUCACUGAUCCGAAAGAGAUACAGCACUAUGUCAGGUACAUAGACCAGAGGAAACCAUACGACGUCAUCGUAGAUGGACUGAAUAUUUUCUACUCCAAUAGGGGAAUCGUGGCUGUAAGUGAUCGGAGAUGGAAAAAUUUCUUUUCGUACCUAAUAUUCGAUACUUUCCAGCUGGUGGACAGUAUUAAAUAUUAUAAAAGAUGGGGGAAGAAGAUUCUGGUCAUCGGCAGGUACCAUUUGAAGAAGAUGAUAAUGAGACUGGACAUCCGUGAUAUGGCUGAUUAUUUCUACGUCCACGAUUGGUCGAAGGACGACGUAUUUCUGUUAUACGCAGCGUUUUCUAGUGGUAAGGAUACGGUAGUCAUUUCGAAAGAUCUCAUGCGGCAACACAAGUUCGCGAUGAAGGAUCCCGAGUUGGACGCUCUUUUCAAAAAAUGGCAAGCGUCGCAUCAGUACACGACCGUGACGCUCAAGGGCUCGGGGACUCAAUUAGAUGACCAAAUACAGGUCAACGCGAUGGUUCAGAAAAAGAACGAUUGCUGGCACGUACCGUACGUGGAUUACGAUAUGUCGGUCAACAAAACGCGUAUAGGAAAUAACGAAUGGUUUUGUUUCAAGAUGCCUAGAGAUAAGAAAUAAGAUCGUUUAUAAGUACGCUGAUUUGUACAGAAAAAUAAAAUUGAAAAUAUUUUAGCGGACGAAGAAAUACGAAUUCGAA
Ceratina calcarata is the source of this 2121-nucleotide messenger RNA. RefSeq names its product mitochondrial ribonuclease P catalytic subunit (gene mldr). Gene Ontology annotation, biological process: mitochondrial tRNA 5'-end processing; tRNA 5'-leader removal. Gene Ontology annotation, molecular function: ribonuclease P activity; protein binding. The transcript is spliced from 4 exons. The record is from RefSeq and is a predicted model, not a curated record. Gene Ontology annotation, cellular component: mitochondrial ribonuclease P complex; mitochondrion. NCBI's taxonomy places the organism in Eukaryota, Metazoa, Arthropoda, Insecta, Hymenoptera, Apidae. Bases 462 to 2042 code for a protein of 526 amino acids.